Cucurbita maxima (winter squash) is the source of this 1342-nucleotide messenger RNA. RefSeq names its product protein PLASTID REDOX INSENSITIVE 2, chloroplastic-like. Bases 553 to 1071 code for a protein of 172 amino acids. The transcript is spliced from 4 exons. Gene Ontology annotation, biological process: regulation of gene expression. The record is from RefSeq and is a predicted model, not a curated record. Lineage: Eukaryota; Viridiplantae; Streptophyta; Magnoliopsida; Cucurbitales; Cucurbitaceae.
UCUCGUUCAGAAGAAGCUUCAAUGGCGCCAAAAACUCUCUGAGGAUCGCAUGGAAUGUUUUCAGGGACGAUCGUCUUCUUAGACAAAAACGGCUUACAGGUCCGCAUAUUGCAGGCUUAUCUUUCUCUGCAGCUUUGUAUUUCAAUGAAUUAGGGCAAUUUCUACACUAUUUCAGAAGGUUCUCCUCGUACCAGUGGCUGGGAAGACGGCUUAAGUUCAGGGGAGAAGGCGUCAGAGGAUUUGAACACUGUAAAAUCAGGUUAGAUGAAGAUGGAAGAGACUAAGCCCCGACUGUGUAUUUCCUAGAAACUGAAAUUGUCUCCUUAACAAUUCGGAAGCAGUAAGUUCUGAAAGGGUUGGAGAUUCAAAUGCUUCAAACUUACAAAGACUGCUACAGGUCUUGGGGACUUCAAAUUAAUAGCAAUUGACGUAAUUUCUGAGGUGGCACCCACGUAGACUGGUGGGUGUAUCCCAAAAUUUGUGGGGUGCGAAGAGAAGAUGCGUUGAUAAACCCUUGCUCGCGCUUCUGCUAAACCCGGUGAGAAGAUAAAGAUGGCAUGGACUACUGUUCCAGCUUUCCAUCUCCUCCCUCCUCUCUUUGCGCUUCAUAAACCUACCGCUCCGCCGUGCUUCUUCUCCAAUCCUUCAAGUGCUCUGCAACACACACGCCUCUCGCCCACUCUCAGGCUUCCAUUUCAACCCUCCUCCUCCUUCGGAAACCAGAUUUGCAGGGCCGCCGAAUACAAAUUUCCCGACCCAAUUCCUGAAUUCGCCAUCGCUGAGACCGAGAAGUUCAGGGCUCAUUUGCUUACCAAACUUUCUAAGAAAGAUAUUUACGGGGAUUCGGUUCAAGAGGUCGUCGGAGUAUGCACUGAGAUAUUCAACACCUUUAUGCAUACCGAGUAUGGCGGCCCUGGGACCUUGUUGGUUCUACCUUUCAUUGACAUGUCUGAUACAAUCAACGAACGAGGAUUACCUGGAGGACCUCAAGCUGCCCGUGCUGCAGUCAAAUGGGCUCAAGAGCAUGUUGAUAAAGACUGGAACCUGUGGACUGGUGACGAUGGCACCUAACAAAAGUCCCCCUCAAGAAUAUAUUUUGUUGCUUUCUUCUGAAUCUUUAUCAAAGGGAUUGUUCAUAUAUGAGCUGAAUUUGUUUUUGUAUGAACUAUCAGAGAUCUCUAGAAUGACGAGGAUAGAACUUAGAUAAAGCAAACAGAAUCCAUUAGCUGUCAUGCUGAACAAAAUUUGCAUCAGUGUAUUUCUAUAUGGCUUGAGCAAUCUUAGAGAUAUAAAACAUUUGAUGUCUUUAUGAACAAUCUAAAUUGUUUUAGCUGUACGGUAA